UCUACCUUCAACUAUAAAUACCAUAUUAGACUUCUCCUCUACCAUCACACAUCUUUUGUAACACUAAUCUAUUUUCCCAAACCACUUUUAAAAUAGUCUUGCAAUAGUUACAUAUAACAAUAUGAAGAAGUCUCACGUUUUGCUUCAUCUGCUUGUUCAAGUCAUUGUCCUUUUACCUCUUCUUUGUUUAUCUGAUGACUUUGUUAGCUCUAGAGCUACUUAUUAUGGCAGUCCCGAUUGCAAAGGAAAUCCUCGAGGAGCAUGUGGGUAUGGAGAACUUGGAAGAGAUAUCAAUGAUGGUGAAGUGAGUGGUGUUUCAUCGCGACUAUGGAAAAAUGGAGCCGGCUGUGGUGCUUGUUACCAGGUGAGAUGCAAAAUACCUCCACACUGCAAUGAGGAAGGAGUAUACGUAGUGGCUACGGACUACGGAGAAGGAGAUGGUACGGACUUCAUAUUUAGCCCUAAGGCGUAUGGACGUAUGGCGCGACCCGGCACAGAGUUUCAGCUCUACUCUUUUGGUGUGGUUGACGUUGAAUACCAAAGGGUCCCUUGCCGGUACGGAGGGUACAACCUGGUGUAUAAGAUCCAUGAGAAAAGCUAUAAUCCCCAUUAUCUUGCUAUCCUUAUCUUGUACGUUGGUGGUGUCAACGACAUCCUCGCCGUUGAAGUCUGGCAGGAGGAUUGCAAAGAGUGGAAACGCAUGAGAAGAGUGUUUGGAGCGGUUCAUGAUUAUCAGAAUCCACCAAGAGGCACUCUCUCUUUGAGGUUUUUGGUCUAUGGAAGCGCCGGUCUCAAUUGGGUCGAAUCGCAGAACGCUCUUCCAGCAGAUUGGACCGCAGGAGCCACCUACAACUCCAACAUUCUACUUACUUGAUUCCCCUGUUCUCAUCUCUUUAUUGAUAGUGUGUUUAUAUAAAUACGUAUGGUUUUCUCUAUGUUAUGGCUAUAUACAUAAUUAAAUAAUGCCCUCUAGACUAAAGGAUAAUCAUUGUAGAUUCAUAUAACUAUGUAAUGUGUGUAGUCAAGAAGAUUGUAAGGAUUUGUAAGGUUUUGGUUGGUGGAAAAUUAAAUAAUGAUAAAACUUAAUUAAAAAUUUUAUAUGCUCAUUUUAACAUACAUCAUGAUCAUAUUGGUCAGUCAAUCAAGAUAACUUCUAUCAUGGUCAGUCGAUCAAAUACAUCACGAUGUCAUGUUUUUCUCUAGGUUUCUUGAUAUGAUUCUGAUGCGCUAAGCUUGAAUUUUUCGGUGGAUUUUUGAGAGCCUAUGAACUCCAACAAUGCCAUUAAGCUUUCAAGUAUACACGAAUUUGAAACCUAUGCACUUCAGUCUUCAGCAUUGGGAGGUGUUUAGUUUCUAGUUACGUAUUUGAUAAUACUAGUAAGAUGGAAGUAAUGUGUAAGAAAAAUAUCUUCCAGCGAGGCUAAUACAUUGGAAAAUGGUAGGGGUGAUUGAAAAAGACAGUCAUGUGAGCGUCUCUUUCUUUUUAGCUGUCCUCUUGGGUCGGACUUAUCCCUAUUCCCUACAAUUUUAUCCGCUUCUCAUUUUCAUAAUUCUUCCAUUCUCAAAUUCAACAUAACAUUUAAAAAAUCAUUUUUUUCUUAAAUAAAAAAAUGUAAUAUAGGAAAUUCCAAGACCACAGCCUCUUGUUCCUUAUAGAUAUGCGAUGCUUACCAAUGACAUACAGCUUGCAAUUUUAGCCUUUUCCUUGGUUCGUAACACUAUUAUUUCUAGUACGAAAAAGUAAUAUUCUUAUAAACAUGUCUCAGUAACGUUUCUUAUUUGUUAAAGUUAAUUACCUCGAGUGUGUAUACAUACAUACAGACAAACGUUUAUCUCUUUUAUCUCUUUUCUUGUGAUCAUAUACGUUGAUAUCAUCGACUAACCACGAGAUAUAUAUUGAUAAUAUUGUCUGUAGUCCUCGCGACAAUAUUUAUGUCUGAUGAGUUACGCUAAGAGCCCAAGAUGUAAGAACGCAAUGGUGUGUGGAAAUUUGGAUAGACCAUAUGAGUUAACAUCACAUACACCAACUAGAGUCAACGAUAGAUUGAUAAAGCAAACAAAUGUCUGAAUCGUACAUAUCAAACACAAACUCAAAUAUUAUAAAACGAUGAAAACUAAUGGCUCGAAAAAUAAUGAAAGUAAAUUACACGAAAACGACGGGGACCAGUUCAAUAAUAAUCUCAAACAAGGAGCAAAUGGGCUGCAACAAGGAAAGAAAGUGCUACGACGUCGAUUCUGACAUUGAAAGAUCCGGAAUCCGGCGAGGACAUAGCCGGUGGCAUGGGUCCCGGUCCUGGAGAAGGAGAAGAUUCCAUUGCUGGCAUCGGUGGCGAAGCCAUAUCGGGGACUGAUGCUGGGCUAGGGCCUGGGCUCAUAGGAGUAGUUGGUGGACUCAUUGGGCUUGAAGAUGGAGUCAUUGGCAUCAUAGGUGGUGUAGCCAUGGACAUUGGUGGUGGAGCCAUAGGCAUAGGCGGUGGAGUCAUUGUCAUAGGUGGUGGAGCCAUGGGCAUAGGUGGUGGAGUCAUAGGCAUAGGUGGUGGAGUCAUGGGCAUAGGUGGUGGAGUCAUCAUAGGCAUAGGUGGUGGAGUCAUCAUAGGCAUGGGAGAGCCGCCGCUAGGCAUUGGUGGCAUGGACAUUGAGCCAGAAGGAGCCAUCAUGGGAGAUUGAGCUAAAGAGAAGGGGAUUAAAACCAUAGUCAAUGUGAGCAAAAGGAGAGCUUGUGAAGAAGCCAUCAUGGGAUAUUGAGCUAAA
Molecule: messenger RNA, 2751 nt
Organism: Brassica napus (rape)
Lineage: Eukaryota; Viridiplantae; Streptophyta; Magnoliopsida; Brassicales; Brassicaceae
Product: expansin-like B1
Exons: 4
Coding region: 122-874 (250 amino acids)
Biological process (GO): sexual reproduction
Cellular component (GO): extracellular region
Source: RefSeq, a predicted model, not a curated record